AUGGCGCUGUGCUCUAGCGCUGCUGUGUACGUGGCGCUGAGUUUGUGCGCUUUAUGCUCCGUGUGUGCGGCUGCCGGCACCGCAGGGGGCUCGGUUUCUCUCUCCGGCCUGCUGCCGGCUUACGACGAGCUCUACUACCGCGGAGUGCGGGCUUAUUUCUUGGAGAACUGGGAGGAAGCGGCCGAGUACAUAGAGCUGUCCAUAUCGACCCGAGAAGCUCUGCGCAAGGUCCGGAGAAAAUGCCACGACGAGUGCUCAACUGCAGGGGAUGAGACAGAUCCCACACCAGACAGAGAAAAAGGCAGCAUGUGGGACCUGUGGACAUUGGACUGGAUCCAACAGCGAGCAGAGUGUAUACGGUUCUGUUUGGGCCGAGCUGUUACUCCUGCUGGUCAGCUUCCUGUAUCGUCAGAUAUUGAGUAUGAAUUUGGGACUCGCAACACUUACAAUUUCCUGCAGAUGACCUACUACAAGUUGGGAAAGCCGAAGAAGGCUGCUGCUGCCGCUCAAACAUUCUUCAUGGCCAACCCGAGUCACCUGGAGAUGAGGAACAAUAUUGAGAAGUACAGACGUAUGACUGGUGUUACAGAGGAUGACUUUCGGGACAGAGAGAGAGAACUGGAGAAACACUGGGAGGUCUAUGAUGCUGCUGUCACAGCUGAGAGCAUCUCUGACUGGACCCAAGCGGUGCAAAGAUGGAAGGAGUGUGUGAACGAGACACUGAAGCAGACAGAUGAGUGUAGAGCUCAGUGUGUGGUGGCAUCACAGGUCUUCCCAGAGGUGACGUACGGCACAGACGGAGCAUAUGAAAAAGCUGCAGCCCUGUCUCUCUCUUUACUGGCAUGCAAACAAGCAUGCGUUAUUCUGGUGUCCACACGGCCUGGACGGAUCUCUCCUCAGGAGGAUUUCCUUCCAAUGCAACUAGAGCAUCUCCAUCUUGCCCAGUAUAAAGCGGGAGACCUGAAGGGGGCAGUGCAGACACUACGUUCUCUGCUGCUGUUUUACCCAAAAGACACGGAGUCACUCAGUAACCUGCAGCUCUACUCGGAGUCUCUGGAGGGCGACACUGAAGCACAGGCCACAGGCCCUUCGCAGGAAAUUUCCAACUACAUCAGCAGAGCUCUAAGAGAAAAGAAAUUGCUGUACUUUGGAGUGGAAAAUCUUGGUUUCCAAUUCUUCGACCCGGACCUGUGGACGCCGGAGGACAUCGUUCCUGAGUCACUGAGGGAGAGCUGGAGAGCAGAGAGAGAACAGCUUAGUGAGAAACUAAAGGAAGGACAGAAGCUGUUGGAGGUGGAUGACAGUGGAUUCUAUGCUGGAGGUCCAGUUCCUCUGGUUGGCGUGACCAUUACAAUGGAUGAUCAAGCCCUGAACGGAACCAACCGUGCUGUAUUGGACGGUGUUUUGUCCCAAUCUGAAUGUGACACUGUGAUGCAGCUAGCAAGUAUUGCGGCAUCAGUUGGUGAUGGUUACAAGGGCCGGCGUUCUCCACACACGCCUCAUGAGAAAUUUGAGGGUCUAACGGUCUUAAGAGCUUUUAAGUUGGCGCAGGAUGGAAUGUUGAACAGAUCAGAUGCCAAGCUGUUACAUGAAGUAGGAGAGAGAGCUAGAAUCUUAAUUCACUCCUAUUUCAGGAGUCACUCCGCCCUUUAUUUCUCUUACACACACCUUGUUUGCCGCUCCGCCAUUCCAGGGCAUCAGGAGGGCCGCUUGGAUCUGUCUCAUCCUGUUCAUGUGGAUAAUUGUAUACUGGAGCCAGAGACUAGGCAAUGCUGGAGAGAAGCACCUGCAUUCACACACAGAGACCUGAGUGCAAUUCUCUACCUGAACGAUGACUUUGAAGGAGGAGAGCUCUUUUUCACAGAUAGAGAUGCCAAAACAAUCACAGCCAGGGUGAAGCCCAGCUGUGGGCGCCUUGUUGGUUUCACUUCGGGACCUGUGAAUCCUCAUGGUGUCACGGCGGUCACAGCAGGCCGCAGGUGUGCACUAGCACUCUGGUUCACCACGGAAAAACAUCACAGGGACAUGGAACGAGAGGAAGCCGAGACCAUGUUGGGAAUAGACGGACAAAAAGAAAAGGAAGCAACGGAUAUGUUGGAUAGCAACCUCGCACCUGCUCGGAGUGGGCGGAGCCAGUCGUCUAAGGGCAGAAGCAAAGAGAGGGAGAGAGUGUCAAUUCGGAGAGACGAACUUUAAAAGUGAUUGAACCUCUGACACAUGAUCCUCCAAGUGCUCUGAUCUCUUUAUGAACAUUUGAUAUUCACUCCAGAAGCUGGAGCUGUAUGUGUGUGAGUGAAUUAUUUUCUGUAUAUAUAGUUAGCAUCAGCCCAUCCAGCAAUGUGAUACUGGUCACACAGUUCAUUUUUUUCUGUUCUUUUUUUUUUUUACUGAAUAAAUAAAUAAUAACGGGA
This is a messenger RNA of Neoarius graeffei (lesser salmon catfish), 2411 nucleotides long. It is a transcript of the gene p3h3, whose product is annotated as prolyl 3-hydroxylase 3. Gene Ontology annotation, biological process: collagen metabolic process. The record is from RefSeq and is a predicted model, not a curated record. The coding region runs from base 1 to 2196 and encodes 731 amino acids. Gene Ontology annotation, molecular function: procollagen-proline 3-dioxygenase activity; L-ascorbic acid binding; iron ion binding. The transcript has 16 exons. Lineage: Eukaryota; Metazoa; Chordata; Actinopteri; Siluriformes; Ariidae. Gene Ontology annotation, cellular component: endoplasmic reticulum.